CGUCAGUCCCAGUUCCUUUCUUGUCGUCGUCACACGUGGAUGAAUCUAAAUCAAAACGCAUCGUUCUGUUGCUUACGCAAGCACAAAAGCUCAGAGAGAGACCGAUUCGAUUCCGUCUCUGACUAAACCUCUCUCUCUCUCUCUCUGUCUCUCCUUCGUCGCAAAGCUUAAUGAAAUCGACAAUAUUAUUCAGUCUGCUGAUGUAAUAUCUUCCCACCAGAGCUCAAGUGGUACUGGUGGAGGUUUCAAGCAUCUCUUGUGUAUGUAAUGAUUCGAUUGAAAGAUCCUAUCUUUUGACUCAAAUGAAUGAUCUUGUUAUCAAUCAUUGACGAAAUGGAACACCCUUUUGCUUCUAGAGACAAAGGUUUUGGUUAUCAAGACAUUCCAACAGAACAACAAAUGGAUGUCUUAAGCUUUGGUUCUGCUGAUAUGCUUAACUCAUCGGAGCUUAUGAACUUCGACUCUUUCUCUACUUGGUUCAAUACCCCUUCCCCUACUGAUCUCUUGUUCUCUCAAUACGGUCUAUCCACCUUUGGAGCUACCACUUCAUCUCAUCCACCUGAGCCGAGAGCUGGUCUAACUCGUUCCUUCCAUGAUUUGGAAAGAUCUUCAGUACAACAAAUGAGCUCUCAGUUUCAUUGCUCAUUAGAUAUCAACGAGUUAAGCGGUAAACGACGCAGGGUUGUUAACCAGACUAUCCCCAGGUCUUUAAGCCAUUCGUUAGAUGAGAAGAUGCUCAAGGCACUAAGCCUUUUCAUAGAGUCCUCAUCAGGUUUAGGAGAAGGCAUCUUAGCGCAAAUCUGGACUCCUAUCAAAGCAGGAGACCAGUUCAUUCUCAGCACCUGCGACCAAGCCUACUUGCUUGACCCGAGGCUUUCUAACUACCGUGAGGUCUCAAGGAAAUUCACUUUUGCUUCCAAACCAAAUCAAUGUUCUUCUUCUCCUGGUCUCCCUGGACGAGUGUUUAUCUCCGGAGUGCGCGAGUGGACAUCAAACGUGAGGUAUUACAAGAGGGACGAGUAUCUGCGUAUGAAGCAUGCGGUAGAUAACGAAGUCCGUGGCUCCAUUGCGAUACCUAUCCUUGAAGAAGCGUCUGGGACGUCUUGCUGCGCUGUCAUGGAGCUCGUCACAUCCAAGGAGAAACAUGAUUUUGAUGUGGAGAUGGAGUCUGUUUGCCGUGCUCUUCAGGCUGUAAACUUAAGGACAUCAGAGAUCCCUCGUCCUCAGUACCUUUCAAGUAAUCAAAGAGAGGCCUUAGCUGAAAUAAAAGAUGUUCUGCGAGCAGUAUGUCAUGCGCACAAGCUGCCUUUAGCUCUAGCCUGGCUUCCUUGUAGUAAUGGACCAAACUCAUUAGUUCUUUGCGUGGAGGAGACAGCUUGUUAUGUGAAUGAUAUGGAGAUGGAAGGCUUUGUGCAAGCAUGUUUGGAGCAUUGUCUGAGAGAGAAGGAAGGAAUCGUUGGCAAAGCUUUUGUAUCAAACCAGCCGUCCUUUGCUUCUGAUGUGAAGGUGUAUGACAUCGGCGAGUACCCUCUUGUUCAUCAUGCUCGAAAGUACGGUUUGAAUGCUGCUGUUGCUAUAAAGCUGAGGAGCACUUACACCGGUGAAGAUGAUUACAUACUUGAACUUUUCUUGCCGAUAAGUAUGAAAGGAAGCUUGGAGCAACAGCUUCUAUUGGAUAGCCUUUCGGGUACAUUGCAGAGAAUUUGUCGAACUCUGAGAACUGUUUCAGAUGUGGGGGCAACUAAAAGGAGUGGAGAGAUAUCUACAUGUUCAAGAAACCUUCAGACAAUAGUAUUAGAUUGUGAACUUAACGCUAACUCCUCUGAUAAAGACAACAGUAGUACAGGAUCACAAGCCACUUUUGAGCAGGAUAUGAGCAAAGCUAGAACGCCAGAGAAGAAGAAAAGCACAACAGAGAAGAAUGUGACCUUAAGUGUUCUCCAACAACAUUUUUCUGGGAGUCUAAAGGAUGCUGCAAAGAGCCUUGGUGGUGAGGUUUUCACAUUAUCUCAGGCAUUGAUGCAUUUCUAUUUACCAGAUAAAGUUUCUAAUGGUCUUGACUUUGGAUCUAAUCUUGUUGCAGUUUGUCCCACAACACUAAAACGGAUAUGCAGACAACAUGGGAUCAUGAGGUGGCCGUCUCGUAAGAUUAACAAAGUGAACAGGUCAUUAAGGAAAAUACAGACGGUGCUUGACUCUGUCCAGGGUGUAGAAGGAGGACUGAGGUUUGACUCAGCGAGGGGCGAGUUCGUUGCAGCUGGCCCUACCCCAAAAGGUCCAUCUUCUAAUGGUAACAAUGCAUGUGAAGAUACCUCCUUUGAGCUCUUGAAAGCUAAAUCAGUCGACAAUGCAGUUAAGUUAGAGGAUGACAUCAUCACAAACGAUUCAUUCAUGGAUGCUAGUGGUCAACAAUGGGAUUGGAUGGCUGAACAGUCUGGCUUCAAUGGAAAGUUAAGCUCUCCGGUUACAGAUGGCAUGGAAACAACAAUUCGAUCCAUGUCAGAUUCAUCAAAUAGCUCAGGCGCAGUUGUGUUGGGAAGCUCAUCUACUUCCAUGGAUGAUAGGAACCAAACGAGAACCCAAGGCGAAAGUGGGUCAACAACGCUCACUGUAAAGGCUACUUAUAGAGAAGACACAAUACGUUUCAAGUUUGAGUCAUCUGCUGGGUGUUCUCAGCUCUACAAAGAAGUUAGUAAACGGUUUAAACUGCAAGAAGGGUCGUUUCAACUAAAGUACUUAGAUGAUGAAGAAGAAUGGGUUUUGAUGGUUACUGAUGCUGAUCUCCAAGAAUGCUUAGAGAUAUUAUAUGGUAUGGGAAAACACACGGUGAAGUUCCUCGUUAGAGAUUUGCCUGCUCCUAUAGGUAGUUCUGGUGGUAGCAACGGUUACUUAGGCACAUGCUUAUAAUAUCUACUGCUCACUUAUGCUUUCCCCUGUGAAAAAAUCUUCAUAUAUUAGUUUGCUUGUAAAGAAAGGCAUGAUGGAGAAAGACAAUUUUGAUACUGUAUAUGUUUAUUGUCUUAUAUAAAUCAGAAAAUAAAAAGUUGGAUGUCUAA
Brassica rapa (field mustard) is the source of this 3056-nucleotide messenger RNA. Its product is annotated as protein NLP8. Lineage: Eukaryota; Viridiplantae; Streptophyta; Magnoliopsida; Brassicales; Brassicaceae. Gene Ontology annotation, molecular function: DNA-binding transcription factor activity; protein binding. The record is from RefSeq and is a predicted model, not a curated record.